Messenger RNA from Marmota flaviventris (yellow-bellied marmot), 1689 nucleotides. It is a transcript of the gene Insm2, whose product is annotated as INSM transcriptional repressor 2. Gene Ontology annotation, molecular function: DNA-binding transcription repressor activity, RNA polymerase II-specific; RNA polymerase II cis-regulatory region sequence-specific DNA binding. The record is from RefSeq and is a predicted model, not a curated record. Gene Ontology annotation, biological process: negative regulation of transcription by RNA polymerase II; neuron differentiation; regulation of cell cycle process. NCBI's taxonomy places the organism in Eukaryota, Metazoa, Chordata, Mammalia, Rodentia, Sciuridae. Gene Ontology annotation, cellular component: transcription repressor complex; nucleus.
AUGCCGAGGGGCUUCCUGGUGAAGCGAACUAAACGGACAGGCGGCUCAUACCGAAUGCGCCUAGCUGAGCGGGUCUUCCCCUUGCUGGGACCCCAGGUGGCGCCGCCCUUCUCCCUGGAGGUUCCCAAUGUCUCCCUUCCCGGUGCGGAGCAGGCGGUGCCCCCCACCCAGGAGGAGCCCGGAAAGGGGCUGACGGCGGAGGCGGCCCAGAAACUGUCCGGGUCACCCUGUCGGGCGGCUGGGGUGAUCCUGGGAAUAGGCGGGCAGGAAGGCACAGAAUGGAGGGCUGAUGACAGGGAGGGUCCCAGACCCAGCCCCAGCCCCGCAAAGCCGGCGGGCACCGAACUCCGCCGGGCGUUCUUGGAACGCUGCCUCAGCUCUCCUGUCUCCGCUGAGUCUUUCCCCGGUGGUGCCGCCGCUGUGGCUACUUUCUCCUGCUCGGUGGCUCCAGCAACCGCACCGACCUCUGGGGAACAGUUUUUGCUGCCGCUCCGGGCACCAUUCCCAGAGCCCGCGCUCCAGCCGGACCCUGCGCCCCUCUCUGCCACCUUGCAGGGCCUUAAGCGAGCCUCUGGCAGCGAGCGCCGUGUCAAGGUACCUCUAGGCUGUGCGCCUGGAGUCACGGCUGCCGGAAUCAAGAAGCCAAAGGCCAUGAGGAAGUUAAGCUUUGCCGAUGAGGUGACCACGUCCCCUGUCCUGGGCCUGAAGAUCAAGGAGGAGGAACCGGGACCACCUUCCAGGGGCUUGGGUGGCAGCCGCACACCUUUAGGAGAGUUCAUCUGCCAGUUGUGCAAGGAGCAGUACGCAGACCCCUUCGCGCUGGCUCAGCAUCGUUGCUCCCGCAUAGUGCGUGUUGAGUACCGCUGCCCCGAGUGCGAUAAGGUCUUCAGUUGCCCUGCAAACCUCGCCUCCCAUCGCCGCUGGCACAAGCCACGUCCUGCAGCAGCAAGCGCUGCCACAGUCUCCUCCGCCGACGGGAAACCACCUCCUUCAUUGUCUUCAUCUUGUCCGGACUCCGGGUCCCUUGCAUCUUUUCCGGCCGAAGGGAAAGAGAAUAGCAGGGCAGAGCGAACUGCGGAUCAGCACCCGCAGGUCAGGGACAGCUCCGGGGAGGAUCAGCACCACGACAGUGCUUCGCACCAAGGCCUCCAGGUGCUUCCGCACCGGGAGUCACCAUUGCCACAGGUCUCCUACCGAGAGGGGGUGUUGGGGCACCAGGUGUCUGGGCCGGGCAGUGCCAGUAGUGGUGGGGGAUCUGAGAUCUUCAUAUGCCCAUAUUGCUACAAAAAGUUUCGUCGCCAAGCUUAUUUACGCAAGCACCUGGGAACUCACGAGGCAGGCUCAGCUCGUGCGCUAGCUCCCAGCUUUGGCCCCGAACGCAGGGCACCACUCUCCUUCGCUUGCCCGUUGUGUGGGGCUCACUUCCCAUCCGCAGAUAUCAGAGAGAAGCACCGGCUGUGGCACGCUGUCCGCGAGGAGCUGCUCCUGCCCGCUCUGGCGGGGGCUCCUGGUGAAGCACCAGGCCCCGGAGGUGCAUCUGAUGGAAGUGCUCAGCAAAUAUUUUCAUGCAAGCACUGCCCGUCCACUUUUUUUAGCUCUCCAGGGCUGACCCGGCAUAUCAAUAAGUGCCACCCCUCAGAAAGCCGGCAAGUAUUGCUGCUGCAGAUGCCACUGAGGCCGGGCUGCUGA